AUGUUAUUAUAUACUUCAGGUUGUAUGGGUCGUGUUUUAUUAUACAAUACUCAACCACUUCAAUUUACUUCUCAACCAUUAUUUGUUUCUGAACUUACUAAUUUACCAUUUCAAUCAAUGGAACCAAUAAUACAUAUAUGUCACGUAAUAACAUAUCGAUCUAUUGGUCUUUUAUCAAAUCGAUAUUUUGUUUUAUGGCAAUAUACAUCGGAAGAAAGAAUAUUAACAAAAUUUUGUAAUCCAUAUCGUUAUGACUUUAUUCGUUGUCAUUAUAAUUCAAAAUUUGAUUAUAUAAUAUUUGCUUUUAUAGAUGGUUUUAUUUUAAUUUAUCAAAUACAUCAAAUGAAACCAAUACGUCGUUAUCAUUAUCAUUGGAAAAUGAUAACUGAUUUAGAAAAUAGUAAAGAUCAAAAUUUACUUCUUUCAUCAUCAAUUGAUCAUGUUAUUAAUGUUUGGAAUUUAGAAACUCUUCAACAUCUUUAUCAAUAUAAUGCAAAUGAGGAAAUAUUUCAAAUUGACGUUAUUCAUGAAAAUCUAUUUUAUUAUCGUACAUUAAAACAUAUUAUUCUUUUUAAAUUAAAUUUAAAUACAAUAUUAUUUUCAACUACAAAAACAAAAAUUAAAUCACUGAAAUUAUUUACCGAUAUGCACCGAACUGCACGUGUUACUGCUUUAUCUGAGGAUAAUUCAUGUAUACUUAUAUCACCAGUUAGUGGUUGUUGUCUGACUUAUGUGUCGAAUAUAGCUAAGAAACCGAUUAAGCAAAUAUUACAUGAUAUUAGCAGAUCAAGUAUCUAUUUACUUCAAUUUGACGGUGAAAUAGUUCUUUAUCGUGCUGAUAAUAAUCCAUGUGUAGCUGAAUAUAAAAUCCGAACCAAAUCAGAACAAUAUGCUAUUACUUGUAUGACAUUGAUUAAUCCAAUGCGUACACAACUCUGUAAUAUACAUACUAUGCAAACUUCAACAGAAAAAUCUCUUGAAAAACAAGUUGUCUUUUUUGGUCAUGCUAAUGGUUAUAUAUCUCUUUUUCAAGGUGAAUCACUAGUUAUGGAACCUAUAUUAGCACAUAAAAAUUCAAUAUUAUGUCUUGAAACAUCACGAGCUAGUAUGGACAUGUCAAAUAUAUUAUUUACAAAUUGUGAAAUUCUUCUUUCAUCAAGUAUAGAUCGAAUUAUUUAUUUAUGGAAUUUAACUAUAAAUAAAUCAGAUGACUGUAUUCAAUUAAUUCAUAUAUUAACUAUUGAACAAGAAAAAAAUAUUUCAUUUGAAUCAAUCAAAUAUUUAUCUAUGGUUGAUAAUUUUAUUGUUGCUAAUUAUUCAGAUCAAAGUUUUUUACAUAUUUGGCAAUUAUUAAAUAUUUCUAUUCGAACAAGCAUUCAUAAUCAAUGGGGUAUUGUUGAACAUCCAACAAAAGGUAGCCAUCAUCAUGGGCAAAUACAAGCUAUAACUGCAACACCGAAAUUAAAAUUAUUUGCUUCAUCUGAUAGUGAAGGAUAUAUAAAAAUAUGGGAUAAUACAAAUAGUUUAUUACGUGAAAUAUAUCUUGAUAAAUCACUUUGUGCUAUUGAAUUUCUUUUACAAAAUGGUGAAUUAAUUAUUGCUUAUCAAAAUAAUAUUCAUUUAAUAUUACCGGAAAAUUACUUACCUAAUUAUAAAAAAUUUAAAAUAAAACAACAAAAUAUUAUUAAUUAUAGUGCAGAAAAUAAUCGUUUAGAAAUUAGUCAACCGUUGAGUAUACCUUAUCAAUUAUUACCAAUAUUUGUUUAUCAUAUUAAAACUCAUCAUAGGAAAAAACGAUUACAAAGAUUUGAACGACAAUUAGAAGGUCUUUUUACUGUCAUUGAAAGUGAUAGUUCUGAAUCAGACAAUGAAAAUUCUCCGUCAUCAAAUACUGAUCGUUUAUCAACAAUUAGUGAUGAUUCGAAUUGGCUUGAUUUAGCUGAAGAUGUCAAAGACAUAUUGCGAAUGAAAAAAUAUGAAAUUCGAUAUGAAAACAAACAAUUAAAUACAAUAAUAACAGAUAAUAAAUGA
Rotaria sp. Silwood1 is the source of this 2031-nucleotide messenger RNA. The record is from the annotation of a GenBank genome assembly. Lineage: Eukaryota; Metazoa; Rotifera; Eurotatoria; Philodinida; Philodinidae.